ACCAAGGAAUGGGUGAUGACUGCUGCUCACUGCUUCUUCAGUGAAACUCCCAGUGAUUGGCAGGUGUCUCUGGGCCGCCAGAGCCUGCAAGGAGACAACCCAAACGAAGUGACCAAGGAUGUUGCCGCAAUCGUGUUGCAUCCCAACUACGACAGUGCCACCAGCGACAACGACAUUGCUCUGCUCAGACUUUCCACACCAGUCCAAUUCACAGACUACAUCAGACCUGUGUGUCUGGCAGCUAGUGGCAGUCAAUUCAACAACGGUACAGACAGCUGGGUCACUGGCUGGGGUGCAGUCCAGGAGGGAGUGUCCUUACCGUUCCCUGAAACGCUGCAAGAAGUGGAGGUGCCGGUUCUGGGAAAUCGACAGUGCAACUGCCUCAAUGGAGUGGGGACAGUCACAGACAACAUGAUCUGUGCUGGUGUUCUGGCAGGAGGCAAAGACUCGUGUCAGGGUGACUCGGGAGGUCCAAUGGUGAGUAAGCAGGGCUCCGUCUGGGUCCAGUCUGGAGUUGUGAGUUUUGGAUUUGGCUGUGCUCGGCCCAAUCUUCCGGGGGUCUACUCCAGAGUGUCCCGUUACCAGUCCUGGAUCGACUCUCAUAUCAGCUCCGAUAAGCCAGGCUUUGUCCAGUUCACCUCAAGUGGGCUGGAUGCUGACAGCAGCUACACCUGUCCUGGCCUGCCAUCCCCUGAUGAUGCUGCUACUACUGCUGCACCAGAUCUUACAACCACAGAUCAAGGAUCCACAAUGUCAAGUGCCGAAUCAUGUGGCAUCACUCCCCUCAACAACAGGAUAGUCGGAGGUGAAGACGCGCCACCUGGAAGUUGGCCCUGGCAGGCUAGUCUGCAGAUAUUUGGCGGCCAUGUUUGUGGUGGUUCCCUCAUCACCAAGGAAUGGGUGAUGACUGCUGCUCACUGCUUCUUCAGUGAAACUCCCAGUGAUUGGCAGGUGUCUCUGGGCCGCCAGAGCCUGCAAGGAGACAACCCAAACGAAGUCACCAAAAGAGUUGCUACUAUUAUUUUGCAUCCCAGCUAUAACAGUGCCACCAAUGACAACGACAUUGCUCUGCUCAGACUCUCCACACCAGUCCAAUUCACAGACUACAUCAGACCUGUGUGUCUGGCAGCUAGUGGCAGUCAAUUCAACAACGGUACAGACAGCUGGGUCACUGGCUGGGGUGCAGUCCAGGAGGGAGUGUCCUUACCGUUCCCUGAAACGCUGCAAGAAGUGGAGGUGCCGGUUCUGGGAAAUCGACAGUGUAACUGCCUCAAUGGAGUUGGGACAGUCACAGACAACAUGAUCUGUGCUGGUGUUCUGGCAGGAGGCAAAGACUCGUGUCAGGGUGACUCGGGAGGUCCAAUGGUGAGUAAGCAGGGCUCCAUCUGGGUCCAGUCUGGAGUUGUGAGUUUUGGAUUUGGCUGUGCUCGGCCCAAUCUUCCGGGGGUCUACUCCAGAGUGUCCCGUUACCAGUCCUGGAUCGACUCUCAUAUCAGCUCCGAUAAGCCAGGCUUUGUCCAGUUCACCUCAAGUGGGCUGGAUGCUGACAGCACCUACACCUGUCCUGGCCUGCCAUCCCCUGAUGAUACUGCUACUACUGCUGCACCAGAUCUUACAACCACAGAUCAAGGAUCCACAAUGUCAAGUGCUGAAUCGUGUGGCAUCACUCCCCUCAACAACAGGAUAGUUGGAGGUGAAGAUGCGCCACCUGGAAGUUGGCCCUGGCAGGCUAGUCUGCAGAGUUCUGGCAGACAUCUUUGUGGUGGUUCCCUCAUCAACAGAGAGUGGGUGAUGAGCGCUGCUCACUGCUUCUCCAGGUGGGUAGUUGUAGCAGUGAAACUCCCAGCUGAUUGGCAGGUGUCUCUGGGCCAGAACCUGCAAGGAGACAACCCAAGCGAAGUGACCAAGGAUGUUGCUACUAUUAUUUUGCAUCCCAGCUAUAACAGUGCCACCAAUGACAACGACAUUGCUCUGCUCAGACUCUCCACACCAGUCCAAUUCACAGACUACAUCAGACCUGUGUGUCUGGCAGCUAGUGGCAGUCAAUUCAACAACGGUACAGACAGCUGGGUCACUGGCUGGGGUGCAGUCCAGGAGGGAGUGUCCUUACCGUUCCCUGAAACGCUGCAAGAAGUGGAGGUGCCGGUUCUGGGAAAUCGACAGUGCAACUGCCUCAAUGGAGUGGGGACAGUCACAGACAACAUGAUCUGUGCUGGUGUUCUGGCAGGAGGCAAAGACUCGUGUCAGGGUGACUCGGGAGGUCCAAUGGUGAGUAAGCAGGGCUCCGUCUGGGUCCAGUCUGGAGUUGUGAGUUUUGGAUUUGGCUGUGCUCGGCCCAAUCUUCCGGGGGUCUACUCCAGAGUGUCCCGUUACCAGUCCUGGAUCGACUCUCAUAUCAGCUCCGAUAAGCCAGGCUUUGUCCAGUUCACCUCAAGUGGGCUGGAUGCUGACAGCAGCUACACCUGUCCUGCUCUUACACCAUCUCCAACAACUUCUCCAGUUACCAAUCCUCCGAGGUCUGUGUGUGGAAAAGCUCCCAUGAAUAGCCGAGCUGUGGGUGACAGCGGUGUUGUACCUGGGGGAAUGUGGCCCUGGAUGGUUCGCCUCCUUAAAAACGGCAUUUACUCUUGCGCUGGAACUCUCAUUGCUGAAAACUUUGUCCUCACCUCUGCUGAUUGUUUCUCAGCGUCUAGCCCAGAUGUCAGUGAAUGGACUGCAUAUGUAGGCCACAAACAUGUGAACGGCUCUGAGCAGUUUGAGAUGUCUCUCAGUGUUGUGAACAUCACAGUGAGCAAAAUGACCGGCUCCAAUAUUGCACUGCUGCAGCUUGUUAAAACAGUCAGCUUCAAGGAUCAUAUCCAGCCUGUGUGUAUGGACACCAGCAACACCAGAACCUUCCCCAUUGGAAGUCAGUGCUGGGUGCCAGGGUGGGGGGAGGAGAGCAAGAACAGAGGUACUGACAAAGCUGGCUCAAGUAUGCGAGACCUGGAAACUCAAGUGGCAAGCUGUGGAGGUACUUCAGAUUCUGAGAACAUCUGCACAGUCACCAUGGACCUUCAACAGGGGGAUCAGGGUGGCCCACUGCUUUGCAAGUCAGACUCCUCUUGGUUCCAGGUGGCUGUUGUCUCUGUGAGUGGAAGUAAAUCUGCCCGUGCUGACGUUCAGGUCUUCACUAAAACUUCAAGAUUUGGCUCCUUUUUAAAGGAGACAGUUGGUGACAUGCCGACUCCUGCAGCUACAGGAAAAGCACCAAGUUUCUCAAUUUCCUUAUUUCUCUCUCUGGCUGUCCCUUUUGCUUCAGUCUUCCUGUUGUAA
This is a messenger RNA of Cheilinus undulatus (humphead wrasse), 3315 nucleotides long. Its product is annotated as transmembrane protease serine 9-like. Gene Ontology annotation, biological process: proteolysis. Gene Ontology annotation, molecular function: serine-type endopeptidase activity. The record is from RefSeq and is a predicted model, not a curated record. The coding region runs from base 16 to 3315 and encodes 1099 amino acids. The transcript has 16 exons. Lineage: Eukaryota; Metazoa; Chordata; Actinopteri; Labriformes; Labridae.